Molecule: messenger RNA, 2100 nt
Organism: Cyprinodon tularosa
Lineage: Eukaryota; Metazoa; Chordata; Actinopteri; Cyprinodontiformes; Cyprinodontidae
Product: serine/threonine-protein kinase pim-1-like
Exons: 1
Coding region: 803-2038 (411 amino acids)
Biological process (GO): protein autophosphorylation; regulation of mitotic cell cycle; negative regulation of apoptotic process
Cellular component (GO): cytoplasm
Molecular function (GO): ATP binding; protein serine/threonine kinase activity
Source: RefSeq, a predicted model, not a curated record
AUCCUGCCAUAACAGGUCGGGCAAUUAGUGCUUAUUGAAAAUAAACAGGGAUGAUCACACCCAACACGAUUUUCUUCAAGGGUGCUUGCAUAGCAAAAUAUUCACUGAUUUACCCAUCCAGAAGCAGUGAAUUUUGCAAGUCAAUGACAUACGAUCUGCUGGUUUUCAUUUGAAUAUGAAAUAAUUAAUCUGUAUGUAUGCUCUGAUUAAGUUGCCUCUGUAAAUAUCAAUAUCUCUGUAAAUGAUUUGGCUAAUGCGCUCUAAAUUGGUACUAUAUAACUAAACUAAAUUCAGAAUCUGUUUAAAGCUGUAACAGAAAAUUGUUCAGAGACAGGAAAUCAAGCAUAAUUCACAUAUUUCUCCUGAAAAAAUACUUAAUGAAGAUUUAUAUCUCAAACUAAGUCUUUCCUGGAAGAAAUUGACAUGAAGCCCUAUGUUGAGUUAUUGAUUUGAUUUCUGGGACCUUUUUUUGUUCUUUAGGUCAAGAGAAAUUCUUACCGUUGGGUGGUUGCUAGGCAACCCUACCUUUUACCUUUUGGAAUGUUCUAGUUAAUAUCACCGUGUUUUGACUGUUAAGACCCAUCCCCCGUGUGAUGACUGUUAAGACCCCGCCCCCCUGUGAUGUCAGAAGAAUAUUUUGAAUGUUCUGACAUCACUGUUCUAAGCUCAGAAUUCCUUUCAACUGCCAGAGUAACACAAGGUCGACACGAGUUCAGAGCGUUUUGGCUUGAAAGUAAACUGAUAAUUGCUAAAAUACACAGAAGACAAAGAUUCUGCAGAUAUUUUUACAACUUUAGCCCUCAUGAGUAAUCAAGAGAACAGCAGAAUGACACUAGAAAGUCCAAGAAAAAGAAAAAACAGCACCAUAGAUGAGACCCCGAGAAAAAAGUUUAAGCUAUCUACAGGGGAUUGGCACUACAUAUGCUGCCUGGACCAGAUCAGUACAGUGAGAAGCAAAAACAGGAAAAUGUUUGAGCAUGGAGACUCCACCGCCAGAAAAAAGUUUAAGGUCUCUAUGGGGGAAGAAGUCUACAAAAGUUGCCUGGACCACAUCAGUACAGCAUCGAGCCGUUCCCCUCUGAGUGAGUACUUAACAGAAAAACAAAACUUAAAGAAAAGGAGUCUAAAGAGAAAGGCAGAGGACUUUCUAGAGUCACCGAAUGUGAAAAGAGUAAAGACAGAGAACACCAAUGAUAACACAGCGGAUUCCCUUAAAGCCAAAUUUACGGAAACCUAUGUUGAGCAAACACAAAUUGGAGAGGGAGGCUGUGGAUCUGUUUUCGCUGGUUAUCGUGUGCAUGAUAAAUUACCUGUAGCCAUCAAACACAUUAAAAAAGACGAUGACAUGCUAAUACAUGUGGAUGAGAAUGGAAAGCAGAUGCCCUCUGAGGUAGCUAUCAUGUUAAAACUGAGGGAUAAAACAACCAGUUCAGUGGGGCAGUCAGCUAUCGUGUCCAUGCUAGACUGGUAUGAUCUGGAUGAGGAACUGAUUUUAGUUAUGGAGAGACCCAUGCCUGCUGAGGACCUCUUUUACUACAUUCAAAAACACAAUGGUCGCAUAACGAUGAAGAAUGCCAAGAUCAUGAUAAAACAGCUGCUAAAAGCAUUAAUUCACCUUCAGGAGGCAAACAUCUUCCACAGAGACAUUAAACCUGAGAACAUCCUGAUAGAGACCAAGUCAAAAGUCCCAAAACUUUAUCUUAUAGACUUUGGUCUAAGUUGCUUUGAUGACCAAAAACAAUAUGAUUAUUUCUAUGGUACUCCGGUCCAUAUCCCACCAGAAUUCAAAAAACAAGGGUUCCUCAGUUCUGGACCAACAAAUGUGUGGCAGGUGGGCGUAGUCCUGUAUUUCAUUCUGCACAAAAAACAGUUCUUUACUAAAAGAUUCCUGUCAAAUAAGCUAAAGAUCAACAAAAGGCUAUCCAAGAAAUGCACAGAUUUUCUAACAAAGUGCCUGACAGUAGACCCAAAAGAACGCCCCACCCUAGAAGAGCUGUUACACCACCGGUGGUUGUUGAAAGAAGAUACUCAAAUAUAACCAGAAAACAGCGGCACACUUCAUAAGAAAAGUUUUACAAUGCAGGAAUUUCACAAUAAUUA